Bemisia tabaci is the source of this 2314-nucleotide messenger RNA. Lineage: Eukaryota; Metazoa; Arthropoda; Insecta; Hemiptera; Aleyrodidae. The record is from RefSeq and is a predicted model, not a curated record.
AUGCCAAAAGUGAGAGAAUGUGAAAUCACGCGCGAUGUCUUGAAAAUAGUUCACGAAGCACGGACUAAAGCUCUUGGACCUCUUAGUUCUUCAUUUCACAUUCAGAAGCUUUUAAGGGAAGGAUUACAAAAGGUUCUCCCCGAGGAUGCUCAUCUCAGGGUCAAUGGGAGACUUCACGUAUCCCUAACAAGACUGAAUGACCAAAGGAACAUAAUCGUCAAUCGUUUCUCUAGCAAAGACGACUUGAUUCAGGCGUUACUGGCAAGCGCAUUCAUUCCCUUCUUCUCGGGUUUGCUACCACCGCGUUUUCACGGAACACGUUACGUCGACGGAGCCUUGAGCAAUAACCUUCCCGUCAUCGACGACACGACCAUCACAGUCAGCCCCUUGUGCGGGAAGAGCGACAUUUCGCCCGAUGAUUCCUCUUCCAGACUUUUCCAUUGGAACUUCUCGAACGAUUACAUCGAAAUCUCUAGUCAAAACAUCUUCCGUUUGAUGCGGGUGUUCCUGCCGCCGGACCCGGCGCAGUUGCUCGAGAUAUGCAACCAGGGUUUCUACGACGCGCUGCGCUACUUGCGCACGAACGGACUCAUCAGUUGCGAGGAGUGUCUGUACAAUCCAUUCUCGCUCAUGGACCCGGAUGAUCUGGAUCCCUCCGAUGACACCCCUUUGUUCGACCCCCAGUGUCCCAAGUGCAUCAGUCAACAAAAGGAACUCAUGCGUGCCAAACUGCCAGAUACUGUGAUACAAAUAUUCGAAGAUGCAAUAGAUUUAGCCAACGAUAGCCUCAUGCAUUUGGUUUUCAAAUAUAAAGGCAUGAAGGUUCUUCUCUUCAUCAGCCUACCUUAUACUUUGUCCGUGGAUAUUCUAAUGUCAAUUACCUACAAGUGCGCAAAAUCGGCAGUGAUCACCUCGAAGAACCUGCUGAUCCUGUCGCGGUUCGUGACGCGCGCCUUGGUGCAGCUGCUGCAGGACAUGGAGCGGCGCCAGCGGCGGCGGUGGGUGUCGAAGGUGGCCGGGGUGCAGGAGCUGCUGGCGCGCAACCGCUUCGGCUCCCGGAUGCUCCGCCUCCUGAGGCACAUCGAGGACCGACGCACGCGCCUCCUCCAGACUGCUCUCCGGGAGAUGCGCCAGCUGGACAUCCUCCAGGACGAGGAGUUCCACGAGCCGAGCCCCCAAGAGGAGAUCCCCCUUCCACACGCCCACGAGCUGCCACUCGGCCAGUUCCCCGAUGAGGAUCAAGAGCAGGAUCGCGAAACGAAAACGAAGACAGAAGUUUUCGCAGGCGAGCAGCUUAAAGCUAAGAGCCAAUCAAAGGACUCGGAGGAAGAUUCCAGACCUGAGUGCGACCAAAGAAUACUUGCCGAAGGAAUUAGCACCAGAUAGCGGAUGUCCUGCUUCGAUGUGCCACGAGAUUCUCGAGGUAUAUAUCCUCGUGAAAAAAAAGUAUACGAAGGAAAUUCGUGAUGUUUGUCAGUAAGGCAAAAGUGGAACAUUACUUGAAAUUCUUGACUUUUGUUUGAUCUUUGCUACCAAGAGGAGGACAAUCGAUAUUGAACAAAGGAAAAUUCUCGAGAGAUUUAGGGGUGAGGAUCGACCAACUCGAUUUGAGUCCUACUUUUUUAACCAUCGCAAAUUGUUGUGAAUCCAUUAUUUCGGCUAGAGAUAUUUCCUGAUUACACGUUUGACUUUGAAUCAUUAUGUCCGAACUACUUGGACAAAAAUCAAAUGACUUACUUCAUUGUUGAGAUUGACAUCUCAACUUUAUUGGGGCAAUUUGUUAAUUGUUGAAUGCAUCCCGAUUAGUGAUUUCUAUUUCAGUUUUUAGAAUGUCUUUUAUAUAAAUAAUUAUUUGUAUGAGUACAGCACAGAUCAUAUGUUUUUAGAAAUAAUUUUAAAUCGAUUCAAAAUCAAUAUCUUAAGAGUUGGAUUUAAAACUCGCAUGAAAUAACGGUCUAUCUCGGUACCUUAAAAAUAUGACUACGUGUGUGAAAGUGACCUGAAUGAUAAUGAUUUUGAUGGAUACUUACCGUGUCCCUGCCGUGAAAAAUCUCAGUAAUUCGUUUAAUGAGAUACUGGCACCAUCAUACUCAUGUAAUAAAAUGUUAUGAAAGAAAAGUUCGAUCUUGCAUUGGAUUAUACACUGAGCGGUGCAAAAUAUCAAUAUUUUUGGCCAUAUUGGUUUUAAGUUACUCUCUGUGAAAAAACAGAUAUCCUCCUUGAAAAUGCUCUAAUUUUGAAUAUAACUCGUUAAAUAUUUCGGGGAAUUCGUAAUUGAUCCAUAUUUUAGAUUUUUAAAUAAAAUUAAUGAUUU